GGGAGGCGCCGAGGGGGCCUCCGGCGGCUGUUUUCUGGUGGUGGUGGUGGGUCGCGGGGCCGGGAGCGGCUGCGGCCCCGUUCCUGGAAGUGGCCGCGUCCACCGGAAGGGGCGUCCGUGGGUGCCCGUGGCUCUUGAGGCGGCCAGCGCUGUUGUUUACCGGCGCGCGCUGCACUUUACCCCCGGGCGGGCGCUCGCGCGCGCCGCGGGGUCCCGGGCGCCUGCCGCCCCUCUCCGGCCCCUCGGUCCCCGGGUCGGAGCCCACCCGGCGCCCCAGCCCGCGGCCCGCCCUGGCUGUGACACAUCAGCACCGCCCUCACGGCCCGGGCCCCGUCCUGCCCUCUGCCCACUCCCAGCGUCUCCGCAGCGUCCCCCGCGCCGGGCGGCGUUUCGCCCUCCCAGCUGGGUGUGGGUCGCGCGGGUCAUCGCGUCGGAAAGGCCGAACGGUGGCCAGAGCGGGAAGAUCACCUGGUCUAACCUGCGUCUGGGGAAAUUGGUUUUGGGGAUUGGAGGUCUCAGGGCUCCCAUUGUUGGCGUUUUGCCCGCUCGUCGUAAUGGGGACUCUCACAACAUGGCAGGCUCAUGUCAUUGAAUAGAAUUGUGCGGCAUGCGUUUGUACCAUGAGCCCUCUUUCUGCGUUCAACUUGGGCGGAUUCAAGGAAAGAAACUGCCAGAGGGAGAGAGAUACAAAGGAACUUCCUUAGUUGGUUGAUGACAGUUAGAAGCAUGCUUUCCAUUGAACUUCCAGACACCAUUUGUUAUGCAGAAUGUCUCUGAGUGAGAACGCAGUUUUUGCUUAUGAAUCUUCAGUGCACAGCACCAAUGUCUUGCUUAGCCUCAAUGACCAGCGGAAGAAAGAUGUGCUGUGUGAUGUUACCAUCUUUGUAGAGGGUCAGCGAUUCCGUGCCCACCGGUCAGUGCUGGCAGCAUGCAGCAGUUAUUUUCACGCAAGAAUUGUAGGCCAGGCUGACACAGAACUUACUAUUACUCUACCAGAAGAGGUGACAGUUAAAGGAUUUGAACCUUUAAUUCAGUUUGCCUACACUGCUAAACUUAUUUUAAGUAAAGACAAUGUGGAUGAAGUAUGCAAGUGUGUAGAAUUCUUAAAUGUACACAAUAUUGAAGAGUCCUGCUUUCAGUUUCUCAAAUUUAAGUUUUUGAACUCCACUGAAGACCAGCAAGAAUGCCAAAGAAAAAAAUGCUUUUCAUCGCGUUGUCAGAAAAAAGACCUUAAAUUUUCACUUGUGGACCAGAGGGAUCUAGAAACUGAUGAAGUGGAAGAAUUUCUGGAAAAUAAAAAUGUUCAGACUCCUCAAUGUAAACUCCGUCGGUAUCAAGGGAAUGCAAAAGUGUCACCUCCUGUGCAGGACAGUGCCAGUCAGACCUAUGAAUCCAUGUGCUUAGAAAAGGAUGCUUCUUUGGCUCUGCCAUCUCUGUGCCCCAAAUACAGAAAGUUCCAAAAAGCUUUUGGAACUGACAGAGUCCGUACAGUGGAAUCCAGUGUCAAAGAUGUUCAUGCUGCUUCUGUUCAGCCAAAUGAGACGUCUGAUAAUGAAUGUCUAGGAGGAGGCCAGGACUGUGCAGAUUUACAGGUGAUUUUAAAAUGUGAAGAGAGUAAAUCAGCAGUGGAACAUGAAGAAACAAAGAUGAAAGAUCCCGCUUCUCAGUGCUCAGCCGAAAAAACGGAAGUGGCUCCUUUCCCCCACAAUUCCUCUACAGACCCUCAUGGACUCUACUCUCUGUCUCUUUUACACACAUACGACCAAUACAGUGACUUGAAUUUUGCUGGUAUGCAAAACACAGCAGUGUUAACAGAGAAGCCUUUGUCAGGUACAGAUGUUCGAGAAGAGAAAACAUUUGGUGAAAGCCAAGAUUUACGUUUGAAAUCCGACUCUGGCCCCAGAGAAGAUGGAAGCCUUGCAUCUAGUGAUCGGAGUAGUGUGGAACGAGAAGUGGCAGAACACUUAGCAAAGGGCUUCUGGAGUGACAUUUGCAACACGGACUCUCCUUGCCAAAUGCAGUUGUCACCUGCUGUGGCCAAAGAGAGCUCAGAGCAGCUCUAUUCACAGAAACGGUCUGAGUGUCCCUGGUUGGGUAUUAGGAUCAGCGAGAGCCCAGAACCAGGUCAGAGAACUUUUACAACGUUAAGUUCUGUGAACUGCCCUUUUAUAAGUACUUUGAGUACUGAAGGGUGUUCAAGCAGUUUGGAAAUUGGAAGUGAUGACUACGUUUCAGAACCCCAGCAGGAACCUUGUCCAUAUGCUUGUGUGAUUAGCUUGGGGGAUGACUCUGAGACAGACACAGAAGGAGACAGUGAAUCCUGUUCGGCCAGAGAACAAGAGUGUGAGGUUAAACUGCCAUUUAAUGCACAGCGAAUAAUUUCACUCUCUCGAAAUGAUUUUCAAUCCUUGUUGAAAAUGCAUAAGCUGACUCCAGAACAACUGGAUUGUAUCCAUGAUAUUCGAAGAAGAAGUAAAAACAGAAUUGCUGCACAGCGCUGUCGCAAGAGAAAACUUGACUGUAUUCAGAAUCUUGAAUCAGAAAUUGAGAAACUGCAAAAUGAAAAGGAGAGCUUGUUGAAGGAAAGAGAUCACAUUUUGUCAACUCUGGGUGAGACAAAGCAGAACCUAACUGGACUCUGCCAGCAAGUCUGUAAAGAAGCAGCUCUAAGUCAAGAACAAAUACAGAUACUUGCCAAGUACUCAGCCUCAGAUUGCCCACUUUCAUUUUUAAUUUCUGAAAAAGAAAAAAGUACUUCUGAUGGUGAACAUGCAUUACCAUCAAUUUUUAGCUUAUCUGAUGGGCGUCCAGCUGUGUUGCCUCCCAGUGGGAGAGUGAAUAGUGAGCCUGGUGUUGUACGGGGGCAGGAGUCUCAGCAGACUCCCACAGCCAUCUCUGAGCAAGCCGGGCUUGUGGAACAGUGUCGUCAGAGUAGUGGGAUCUCAGAUUUCUGUCAGCAGAUGACUGAUAAAUGUACAACUGAUGAGUAAAUUUGUAUUCAUUUCGUUCAGAUCAUCUAAUUUUCUGUGGAAGUUUUGGCAUUGUCUUGAAAGCCUAAUAUGGCCAUCUGUCACCAAUGUUGUUUUUUCCCCUAGUAGUUUGCCAUAAGAGAAUUUCUCUUAAGUCAACCCUGAUUUCUCCUUGAUUUCCACAGCAAUGGAGACACAGAAAUGAUUUGCCUCCAGGAUACUGAAAAAUCACAUGUGAAAAUGUAGCAGGCCUUUAAAACUCAUAUUUUAAGCAAUAACUAUAGUAAUAACUCUUCCCAGUAUUUAAAAUAUCAGUUUAACAGCUGCAAACAUCUGCAGAUAGAUUCUACCAAAGAAGUGGCUUGCAGAAGUUUAAUAAUUUGACUUUUUUUUACGAUAUACUGAUUUAAAAGAAAAUUUCACUGGAAUCAAUGUUAAUAGAAUUGUUUUAUUCAGAAAUACUGUGUCAGCUUAUUGGAAAUAUAUGUGUACAUCUGCAGUCUUGCCUGAAUGCUAGAGCUUUGCUCUUCAGCUCUAAGACCAGAGGUUGUGUGGACUUCAUUGUGACUCCUAAGCCACUCAGAGAAGAUUUAGUAAACAGGGUUGGCCUAAGGUGGGGGCUUCUGCUCCUCUUCUAUUUUAGUUGUAGAAUUUUUGGCUGCAUAACAAUAUAUAAGUGUCAUUUCCUCUCUUUUUUUCUCCCUUUAUAUAGUCUCUACCAUAUUUUUACCCAUGGUAAAUUUUCCUUUUCCUGAUAAUAAUGACUUAUGAUGGAGUUACCUGAGUAGAUGUACUGGCAGAAUUAUCAUGGGCUCCCUGGAAUUUGGGAGACCUUCCCAACAUACAGGGCUGUUUACUUUCCCAUCAUAGAUUAAGAAUGCGAGAAAACCAGGCAUCAAGGGGAAAGAAAUUGCCUACAUUUACUUGGAGUUCAGUUCAUUUUUCAUCCCACUUUUUAAAUCCUGUGGUUUACUUAUAAAAAGCAUAAUUUUAGUUAAAAGUGUAUUUAUAACAGCUCUGCCAUUUUUUGAAAAAAGGUUGAAACUAUCUUGUUGCCCUAUGAGUUUGCACUUAGAAACCAGGUUUAAUCCUUAUUGUCUUUCCCGAAUUUAAAAUUAACCUAAGCACCUGUCUCAUAAUAUUUUGCAGUACUUCUUAGCUAUUCUGGAAUUGUAGACAUGUUCAAAACUCAAAUGAAAACUAUGGAUCUGCUCAACAGUUAAAAAUAAAUUGAAUGUAGAAAUGGAGCAUCCCUAAUCUGAGAAAUCUCUGAAAUGUUCCAAAAUUUGAAACUUUUGAGUGCUGACAUGGUAACACAAGUGGAACAUCCACAGCUGACCUCAGUGUUAUGGGUCAUUGUCAAAAUGCAAGUACACUAAAAACAUUUUUUAAAAUUGCCUUCAAGCUAUGUGUAUAAGAUCUAUAUGAGAUCAUAAAUGAAUUUCAUGUUUGGACAAGGGUCUCAUCCUCAAGAUAUCUUAUAUAUAUAAGAUAUAUAUGCAAAUAUUCCAAAAUCCAAAACACUUCUGGUCCUAACCAUUUCAGAUAAGGGAUACUCAACCUAUAUUCACAUUUGUAGAAACGUUUGCAGAACCCAGUUUUAAAGUGUACAAAAUUAGUUCAUCAUGUUUGGAACAAAAAGUACUUUGUUUCUCCAAGACCAGAUACCUGAAAGAGAUAUUACUACAGACUGCAUCCUCUGUCUGUGAAGAGCCUGAGUAGCUAAACUGGGAGAUCACCACCCAUCUUAUAUGAAUGAGUCAGAAGCAAGUAGACCUUUGCUGUGAGAAUAUGUGGGGACCACUCUUAAUGUUUCAGAAUAAUCUGUCAGUUGUUAGCCUUUUUCAUCAGGGUGUGGGUAUGGAAAGAUACUGCUUAUUUUUUUAGUAGUUUGUAUGUUAUCUCUGUUAUUGACUUAGUUGUAAGAGAGACUUAGUUAGGAUUAUUUUCUGGAGACUUUCAUAAGUACACUCAAUUUUUCAGGGAAAAUAAUUCUAUGAUAAUGUAUCCCAUACUACAAAACAAUUGUAAAUAUCUGGAUGUAGAUCUAGGUAUCCUCAUUAACUUUCUUUUAUCCUUGUAGUUUGAAAUUUCAACUUCAUGAUAUAAGACAAUAUAAAACUUCUGGUUUACAAAAUGUAAAAUCUAUACAAGCCAAUAGAAUCCUUGAUUUCCUACCUCAUUGUAUCUCAGCUCUCUGUCGUAUCAGUUUGUGUAUGUGCAAAUGUCAAAUAAUUGGCUAAAUUUUAAUUGCUACUGUAAAUAUUUGCUUUGAAAGGUGGUUACUUAGUAUUUUAUGGUAAAACCUAGUUGUCUCCAGAAUUUAUAAUUUUUAAGGCACUUGGUUUAAAUUUCUCUCUACUAUAAAAAGUUUAGCAUUAAGGGUUUAUUUUAAUGAUAUCUGAUUAUUGGCCACAUGUAAUAUUUCUUAAAAUUUAGCAUUACUUUUAAUAACCAGCAUGUAAUACAAAUACCUACACUACCUCAUACCUACAUGAUUUUCAAGUUGUAAUAUAGAUGGACAGAUAAAAAAGAAUUUAUCAUUGUCUUUUGUCCACAAAGUGGGAAAGUUUUCUAUAUAUUGCAUAGCAUUACACAUUUUUGCCUAUUUUAACAUUAACUUCUAGAGACUUUUUUUCUAAGAAAAUUUCUUUCAAGGCAAUAUUUUUUCUUUGAGGCUGCCGAAGACAAAUGACAGGAUUAUGUGUAUACAGUGUAUGCCUUUUCCUUCAUGCAGAAUCUUGAAACUAUUGUUUUCAGUUUGUUUGUUGUAUAUUUACAUGAUCAUUGUUCCUUAUUUUAUGAACUGACUUUCUCAAUGCUUGAUAAUUUUUAAAUAGCUGUUAUGUCUGAGUCAGUAAAAAACAUUAUCUUAAAAUUGCUUCUCUUAUUUGCAUUCUGUAGCUAGAGCAAAAUUUUUUUAAAUUGUUAUAUUCAAAACAAAUGUGGAUAUAAUCUUGGUUCUCCAUCUGUAAGUAUUAUAACAAUUUAUGAUAGCUUAAUGCUUAACCAGUUUUGAUGCAGUAGAUGAUAUAGGUUUGCAUGUGGACACAGCCAUGUUAACAACUUGGAAAAAAAAAACAACAGAUGGCAAUGUUAAAAUGAAUUCUCAGGUGAACUUAUUUUCAGUUCUGGAACAUCUAUUUUGAAUUUGUAAAUAUUUUAAAUGUUUUAUUAAGGCAUGUAAUAAACUAUUCUUGAAACCUGUUGGGUAGAAUGAAAAUUUAAAGCCAUAAUGGUAAAAGAUGGCAUUACUGAUUGUAAAAUAAAUAAAUAACAUUAUUGAUUUUUUGUAUCUUUCAUAAAAUAAUUUUCUAACAAUGCAAUAAAACCACUAAAGUUGUAUAUUCAUAUCCUGUUAAGACCAUGUUUCAUUGAAAGUAUACCUUCAUACUAUUUAAUUUACAUUUUCUUCCUAAUUUGCUUAGUAGCAAAACUGUUAGAUGUUGGUCGUAAAUUGACAGUUAAAUAAAAUUCUCUUAAAAUUGCUUCUAAUUGAA
Messenger RNA from Oryctolagus cuniculus (rabbit), 6469 nucleotides. Lineage: Eukaryota; Metazoa; Chordata; Mammalia; Lagomorpha; Leporidae. The record is from RefSeq and is a predicted model, not a curated record.